AUGAAGGAGGCCGACGGUUGGACUUUAAAUGUUAAAAUUAAAGUGGAAAAGGAUCCAACUCUCAGUGCAACAUUGGGAUUGAAGACGAACAUAAGCUCUUAUUUGAAUGCUGAGAUCGUUCCUGGUGUAUAUUCUGAUGAAAAACCACCAUUUGUGGUGGAACUUGAUGGAUCUCAUCCUUUCUACACGCUCGAUGCAUAUGAGGAGUUUUUUUUUGGCUCUAAUGCUGGCAAUAUCAUUCUAUUUGGGAAGGAAGAAAAUAUUUAUCUCAAGGAAGAACAUAUUUAUCGCAAGGGUAUUCUUGUCAUUUGUUCGUUGUCUUUUUUAGGGAGGAACCCUAAAACUGAUAAAGAAGAAAAUAUUUAUCCGAGGGUAUUCUUGUCAUUUGUGCUUAACAGACCAAAUCCACAAGUCAUUGUGUCUUGGAACGGACUUGUAGUUUCAUCAUUUGCUAGAGCAUCCAAGAUCCUCAACAACGAACCUGAUGUAACAAAAUUCAAUUUUCCUGUUGCUGGAACUGAUCCACAGGAGUACAUGCAGGUUGCAAAGAGAUCUUUGGUGUUCAUAAAGGAAAAUCUUUACGACUCCCAAUCUAGAAGGCUGCAACACAGUUUCAGGAAAGGACCUUCAAAAGCUCCAGGAAUCUUGGAUGAUUAUGCAUCAUGAUUUCAGGGUUGUUAGAUGUGUAUAAGUAUGGUCGUUAGAUUUCAUGGUUAUCCUGGGCAAUUGAACUUCAAGAAACACAAGUAUUCCAUCUCCCGAACUCUGUUAUUAUAUAUUUCUA
Lactuca sativa (garden lettuce) is the source of this 784-nucleotide messenger RNA. The record is from RefSeq and is a predicted model, not a curated record. NCBI's taxonomy places the organism in Eukaryota, Viridiplantae, Streptophyta, Magnoliopsida, Asterales, Asteraceae.